AUGUCGUUGUCUGGAAAGCUUUCAAUCGAGGACGUCGAGCUCAAGGGCAAGCGGGUUUUAAUUCGCGUCGACUUCAACGUACCGCUCAAAGGCAAGAAGGUCGCGGACACGCGGCGCAUCGGGGGCGCUGUUCCCACCAUCAAGUACGCCCUCGAGCAAGGGGCCAAGGCGGUCAUCCUGAUGUCCCAUCUGGGACGUCCGGAUGGCCGCCCCGACGCCGAGUUAAGCCUGGAGCCAGUGGUCCCCGAGCUCGAGAAGCUGCUGGGCGGCACCAAGGUCACCUUCGCCCCCGACUCGGUGGGCCCCGAGGUCGAGAAGAUUGUGGCCGACGCUGCGGAUGGCGCCGUCAUUCUGCUCGAAAACCUGCGCUUCCACCUUGAGGAGGAGGUCGAGGUUGAAGUUAAACAGGCCGACGGCACGAAGGUCACAUUCAAGGCCGACGAGGCCAAGGUGGCCGAGUUCCGCGCGGGCCUCACCAAGCUCGGCGACGUGUACAUCAACGACGCGUUUGGCACGGCCCACCGCGCCCACUCGUCCAUGGUUGGCAUCGACCUGCCCCAGAAGGCGGCGGGCUUCCUCAUGAAGAAGGAGCUCAACUACUUUGCGCAGGCGCUCGAGAACCCCAAGCGGUCCUUCCUCGCCAUCCUGGGCGGUGCCAAGGUCUCGGACAAAAUCAAGGCCAUCAACAAUCUGCUCGACAAGGUCAACACGCUCAUUAUCUGCGGCGGCAUGGCCUUUACGUUCAAGAAGGUGCUCGACAACGUCGCCAUUGGCGACUCGCUGUUUGACGAGGAAGCCGCCAAGACGGUGCAAGAGCUCAUGGACAAGGCCAAGACGAACAACGUCAAGGUUGUUUUCCCCGUCGACUACGUGACGGCCGACAAGUUUGACAAAGAGGCCAAAACGGGAAGCGCCACCGACGCCGAGGGCAUCCCCGACGGCUGGAUGGGCCUGGACUGCGGCCCCGCCUCGUCCAAGCUGUUUGCGGACACCAUUGACAAGGCCCAGACCAUUCUGUGGAAUGGGCCCCCUGGCGUCUUUGAGUGGCCCAGGUUUGCCGACGGCACCAAGGCCAUGUUGGCCGCGGCCGUGCGCGCGGCCGGCCAGGGCAAGACUGUGAUUGCUGGUGGCGGCGACACGGCGAGGGCGGCAUCAAAGGUCAAGGACAAGCUCAGCCAUGUGUCGACGGGUGGUGGUGCCAGCCUGGAGCUGCUGAAGGGCAAAGAACUGCCGGGUGUCGCUGCGCUGAGCGCCAAGUGA
Messenger RNA from Sporothrix brasiliensis 5110, 1260 nucleotides. Its product is annotated as phosphoglycerate kinase. Gene Ontology annotation, cellular component: cytosol. NCBI's taxonomy places the organism in Eukaryota, Fungi, Ascomycota, Sordariomycetes, Ophiostomatales, Ophiostomataceae. The record is from RefSeq and is a predicted model, not a curated record. Gene Ontology annotation, biological process: glycolytic process; gluconeogenesis. Bases 1 to 1260 code for a protein of 419 amino acids. Gene Ontology annotation, molecular function: ADP binding; phosphoglycerate kinase activity; ATP binding. The transcript has a single exon.